AGCAAUCACCUUUGCAUGGAAAACACAGAAUCCUACUCAUUAAUACACGUGCGUAAAUUAGGCUACAUCACUUUUGUUUUGAGCCAACAUAGCCUUUGAAUACCAGGUUCACGCCUGGGAGGCAGUGCGGUUCCAAAUUUAAUGCAGUCAACUUUCGUCUACACGGGCGCCGAGUUUCAUGGAAACCCCUCUUCCUCUUGGAAUGUUCUGGUUCUGAGACAGAGGCGGAGUUGAGGACAAAGGUUUUAUGGGAAAAACGGAGGACAUCAACAACUUUUCAACGGGAAUAUAAACUAUUAAAGCACUAGGUCUACAUUAAGCUAACUUCUAACCAGGAAAACCACAGUCUCUUUGUGGUGGGCCACCCCACCCCCCUGCAGCACCAUGUCCAAGUACCUGAGGCAUUUCACCACGGUGGGUGAUGACCACACAGCCCAUUGGCACAACGAGGGGCUGCAUGAGGCUAGAGAGGAGCCGGGACCAGCCACAGGACAGCAGCCCCACGGGGAACUCACCUUCAGAGGCUCUCUGAAGAGACUCUACAGCUCAGAMAGAUUCCAGAUAGCUGUGGUAUGCCUGGUUAUCCUGGAUGCAUUCUUUGUGCUGGGCGAGCUACUGAUCGACCUGUCAAUCAUCAAGUUGGAGCAUGGGCACGUUGCCCCUCGGGUCUUCCACUACCUGAGUCUGGCUCUUCUCACCUUCUUCAUGAUGGAGCUAGCUGGAAAGCUCUUUGCCUACCGGCUGGAGUUCUUCCAUCACAAGUUUGAGGUGUUUGACGGGCUGGUGGUGAUUGUGUCCUUCAUCCUGGACAUUGUGUAUAUCACCAGUAAAGAUGCCUUUGACGGCAUGGGCCUCUUGAUCCUCCUCAGGCUCUGGAGGGUGGCCAGGAUAGUCAACGGAAUCCUGGUGUCUGUGAAGUCACGGGCCGAUCGCGAAGUUCAAAAGCUGAAGGAGAGCAAUGAUCACCUGGUCCAGCAAGUUAACGACCUACAAGAGCACAAUGGCAAGAUGGAACAAGAGAACAGUAAACUACGAGCUAUCCUCCGACAGCAUGCCAUUGAGUUCUGAUGCAGGAAGAGGAACAUGAUGCCGUUUCCAUUAUCCACUUAUAGUGUCAUUGGAAUUGUUCAAUAAACAAGGCUAUAUUCUAAA
This is a messenger RNA of Salvelinus sp. IW2-2015, 1152 nucleotides long. RefSeq names its product voltage-gated hydrogen channel 1-like. Gene Ontology annotation, biological process: proton transmembrane transport. Gene Ontology annotation, molecular function: voltage-gated proton channel activity. NCBI's taxonomy places the organism in Eukaryota, Metazoa, Chordata, Actinopteri, Salmoniformes, Salmonidae. The record is from RefSeq and is a predicted model, not a curated record. Gene Ontology annotation, cellular component: plasma membrane.